AUAUAUAUAUAUAUAUAUAUUCGCCUCUAUCUCUCUACCCCCAGAACUGAUGUAUAUUCCUCCCUCCAUUGGCCUCCCGUUCCGCCAGGACCGCAGACACAAAAACAAUAACAAAUCGAUUCGCAAGAGAGAGCAAAUGGGGUGGGGGUCAGGGCAGUUGCCAGGCGAGAGAAGGAUGGCGCUUUAUACGAGGGUUGAAAGAGAUAGGGAGGGAGGGAUCCUAUCUCUCUUUCUCUCUCUCUCUCACCCUCAUCCUCAUCCACUCCCUCAUUCUCUCUCUCUCUCUCUCUCUCUCUCUUUCUCUCUUUCCCUUUGACUCUCUACAUGUACACGUACACAUAGCCCAUACCUUCAUCUCUACCCCGAACUCUGUAGUUCUCUCUUACUCUCUUUCUCUCUCUUUCUCUCUCUCUCUUCUCUCUCUCUUUCUAGAUAUUGUAUAGAGAACGUUAUGCUAAAGUAUGCAUGCACGAGGGUUGGUCCGAUGGUCAGGAAUAUCGCGAGUUCGUUCGUUCGUUCGUUCGUUCAUUCGUUUGUUCGUAAGUACGUUCGUUCGUGCGUUCGUACGUUCGUUCGUUCGUUCGUAGGUUCGUUCCUGCGCCAAGUAUCACGUAACCGGGCAGAUCGCUCUAACAAAGACCGUCGAACGACGUCGUCCAGUAAUUACUGUACCUGCUAAUACUAGAGUUCUGGUAUAAAAGUCUUCCGUAAUGACGUCCGGGCACAGUUGCGGUAGGCCGCCAGAGGGGUGCCCGUAAGAGAAACAUCAAAUCCCUUAAUCCAUCUUCUAAAUUAUUCAAAUUUAAUAACCAAACCCGGGACACAUGUUUGACGUCACAGAUCAUAAUACGGAUGGAAUAUGGGAUUUGGAGUCUUCACGUUGCGGGUGAACUUUGGAGAGACCCACGCCUCGCCCGUAGACAUCAUCCUAUCUUACCCCCAUAUGUGUGUCAAAUAACUCCAAGGACUGCUUUAACUCUUAAUGUUCUAUGUCAAUCUACAACAAAUAUGGUACCAUUGCCGUUAGCUUUAAAUGGGCCAUCGCCCUAUGGCCCUAUAGGAUUAGUUACGAAAUCUUCCGGGAGUAAUAAUGAUUUAGAAUUGGCCAAGGACGAUACUAAUGAGGUCUAUCAUGAAGAAAAUGACGAUGGCGGAGAUGAUAACGAAGUCAACGAAGAUAACAUCGAAAAAUCCGACGAUAAUGAGAAUCAAACUUCUUCUGAACAAAUCGAAACCAACGAAAAUGAAGAGGACGAGGAAAGUGAUACGGGAAGUACAGGAAGUUCGCGUAAGUCAUCUAAUAACAAUUUUCCAACGAAAUUGUUAGAUCCGAUGUCCUGUUUAGGUCUCGACAAGGAAGGUGCGGUAUCACCAGUUUUAAAUGGUUGGGUAUUAGGUGCGUAUACGGCAAUGUUAGGAAGAUUAUCAGCAGCUACUGCGGCAUUAGAGGCUACACAAAUUCCAAACAUACCUUCCGACAGCGAUUCCGAAAGUGAACAUUCUUCUUACACGGAAAGAUCUAGAGGUAGUAGUCCAAAUGUUAGUAACGUACAUCGAGGAUAUUCAUGCGGUUCUUGCGACGUGGUAGCCCCAACUAGGCCAGCUUUAAGGAAACACAUUGCGAAUUGUCAUCCAACGUUAAAUGGUACGGAAAUGAGAGAAUCAAGGAGUUGUCCUGCACCAGGUUGCGAUUUUACAACGAAUAGUAGAUGCGAAAUGGAAACUCAUGUAGCGGCACACGUUGCACAAGGAAUGACACCAACAGGGAAAAAACGUACAUUGGCCUUGCAACGCGUUAGGUAUAGAUACGAAAGGGAGGAAUAUCGAUGCACCUUAUGUUCCUACGCUUGUACGAUCGAAAAAGCUUUCCAAAGGCAUUUGAGGGCACACGCAAGAGGUACCGCACCAGAAACAAGAGUUAGCUGUGCGGUAUGCGGCGCAGAUAGAUCAUCGGAGGUUGAUCUUAGUAGACACAUGAGAAGGCAUCGGGACGAUCGUUACUUUUGUUGCGAUAUUUGUAUCUUCCGUACUGUUCAAUUGAAGAAGUUGAUUCAACAUCGUCGCAUGCACACUGGCGAGAAACCACAUCUUUGUCCGCAUUGCGCAUACAGAAGUGCACGACGUGAUAAUCUACGCAGUCAUGUUAGACGAGUCCACAAGAAAGAGAAUUUAUAUUGCGAUACGUUUAGUCCACGUGGCAUGUUAAUAGCACCAACUAUUAACGAUAAGGAUGACUCAAUCGUUGUACAAACUCCCGCAUCAUCGCCGUCCUCGAAUCCUGACUCGACGAAUUAGUGCAAAACGAAGAUAUUAUUAGUACAAGGGAAAGAACGACUUAGCCUCUUAAUGACUUUCGAUCAGAGAUAAAUAAUUUGUUUAUUCUUUUUUACUUAUUUUUUUUUUCUUUUCUUAUUUUUUUUUCUUUCGUUUUUUUUUUUUAUAACAGGCUAGUGCACGGGGUUGAACUGUGGGUGGGAUAGAACGGGGCGUGGCGGGAUGGAUUUUGAGUGGGGUUGGAUGAUCGGGCCAAAAAUAAGUAAUCCUAAGUGAUCUUUUUUUUUUCUUCUUCUUCUUCUUUUUUUUGUUUUGUUUUUUUUUUUUUUUUUUUUUUUUUUUUUUUAAUAAUAUUAAUCAUGUUUUUGCGAAACUUUUGUAAGCCGAUUUUCUUUUUUUUCUGUUUUUUUUUUUUUACAGAUUGGAUAAAAUUAUUUUUUAAUGAUCGCUUAGGUAUACUCUUUUAGGCCCGCACUCUUCUAACUUUAUAAUGUCUCAUUAAUUAUUUUUUUUUUCUUUUUUUUUUUUUGAAAUCGAUCGAAUAUAUUUUCAAUUACUAAUUCAUUAAAUCUAGCAUGAUAGGAAGAUCUUGAAAGUGAGAAUGGCUGUGAAACGAAGAAUAAGAGGCUAUCGCGAAACUUCGAGAUUAUGAGAAAUCUUUUAUUAUCUUUUUGAAGAUUUUUGAUUUUAUCUUAUUUUCAUCUUCUUUUUUUCUUCUUCUUCUUCUUUUUUACCACAACGUAGAGGAUCAUAAAAAAUUAAUUAUAAAAACUAAACGUUCGUCCAUCUUCGUACUUGGACUUUUUCGUUAUGGUCAGAGAUUGAUAUAAUUAAUUAUAAAUAAAAUUUUUGCAAGAUUCAACAUUUCGAACAAUAUUUUGUCUCUUGCAUAUCUAUAUGUGUAUGUAUACAUAUAUAUAUAUAUAUAUACAUAUAUUUAUAUAUAUAUGUAUAUGUAUAUAUACACAUAUAUUACGUAUCGUACCAAAGCCAAAAAAAAAAAAAAAAAAAAAGAUCAUAAGAUUAUAAACGUGAACGAUUUCAAAACGAUCGAUCUCUAAUCAUAAUCGACACGGAUAUUAUUAGACUAUCAAGUUAAUAUGUGAUUUCUAUAAAUCUGCAUGUGAUCUCAAAUCUUCGAUGAAUAUUCUCAGUGUAAUAAUACCCCCUCGAAUUUUAUUAUUAAAGGUUUAAGAAAAAAUUUAAAAAAAAAAAGAAAAAAAUUAACAAAAAAAAAAUAAAAAAGGAUAAAAAAAACACAUAAAAAAGAAAUAAUAAUAAUGAUAAAUACAAAAAAAAAAAAAAAGCCACUUACAUAUAGACAUUAUUAAGAGCUAAUUAAUUAAUUGUUGUUAUUAAAUAAAACGAAACGAAACGAAACGAAACAAAAAAAAAACGGAUUAAAUUAAAUUUAAUUAAAUUAAAUCAAAUCAAAUUAAAUUAAACAAAUAAAUAAAAAAAAAAGAAAAAAAAAAGAAAAAAAAAUAACGUAAUUAUACAUUCGGUAUUCGAAACGUUUAGUCUCGGUAAUAACGUAAUAAAAUAAAAGCUGCAUAAUGGUGCUAGACUCGUAGACUGGAUCAUAGUGAAAGACUGAUAA
Vespa crabro (European hornet) is the source of this 3874-nucleotide messenger RNA. Its product is annotated as B-cell CLL/lymphoma 6 member B protein-like. Gene Ontology annotation, molecular function: chromatin insulator sequence binding. The transcript has 9 exons. Bases 853 to 2295 code for a protein of 480 amino acids. NCBI's taxonomy places the organism in Eukaryota, Metazoa, Arthropoda, Insecta, Hymenoptera, Vespidae. Gene Ontology annotation, cellular component: chromosome. Gene Ontology annotation, biological process: regulation of transcription by RNA polymerase II. The record is from RefSeq and is a predicted model, not a curated record.